Oryza sativa Japonica Group (Japanese rice) is the source of this 1862-nucleotide messenger RNA. Its product is annotated as protein DETOXIFICATION 16. Gene Ontology annotation, cellular component: membrane. Gene Ontology annotation, molecular function: xenobiotic transmembrane transporter activity; antiporter activity. The record is from RefSeq and is a predicted model, not a curated record. NCBI's taxonomy places the organism in Eukaryota, Viridiplantae, Streptophyta, Magnoliopsida, Poales, Poaceae. Gene Ontology annotation, biological process: xenobiotic detoxification by transmembrane export across the plasma membrane.
CCUUCUCUGACGGUUUCAAAAAUUAAUACGGUUGUUCUCUUCCAUUUCUCUUCAAGAAGCAUGUGGCAAUCAGUGUGAGCUACUGAGGAGGUGUAGUGAUCUCCACUGCCACCAUGAAGGCGGCGGCGAUGGAGGAGCCGCUCAUCGCCGGCAGCAGUGGCGGCGCGGCGGAGAAGAACGGCGGCGAGGAGGAGGGGUUGGUGGUGACCGAGAUCAAGAAGCAGCUGUACCUCGCCGGGCCGCUCGUCGUCGGCAUGUUGCUGCAGAACGUCGUCCAGAUGAUUUCCGUCAUGUUCGUCGGCCACCUCGGCGAGCUCGCCCUCUCCAGCGCCUCCAUGGCCACCUCCUUCGCCGGCGUCACCGGCUUCAGCUUGCUGGCUGGCAUGGCGAGCAGCCUGGACACGCUGUGCGGCCAGGCGUUCGGCGCGAAGCAGCACCACAUGCUCGGCGUGUACAAGCAGCGGGCGAUGCUGGUGCUCGCGCUGGUGAGCGUCCCGAUCGCGGCGGUCUGGGCCUUCACCGGCGAGAUCCUCCUCGUCGUCGGCCAGGACCCGGAGAUCGCGGCGGGCGCCGGGAGCUACAUCCGGUGGAUGAUCCCGACGCUGUUCGUCUACGGGCCGCUGCAGUGCCACGUCCGGUUCCUGCAGACGCAGAGCGCCGUCGUGCCGGUGAUGCUCUCCGCCGGCGCGACGGCGGCGAACCACGUGCUCGUCUGCUGGCUGCUCGUGCACAGGCUCGGGCUGGGCGCCAAGGGCGCCGCGCUCGCCAACGCCGUCUCCUUCCUCACCAACCUCUCCGUGCUGGCCAUCUACGUCAGGCUCUCGCCGGCGUGCCGCCGCACCUGGACCGGCUUCUCCGGCGAGGCGUUCCGCGACGUCCUCGGCUUCUUGAGGCUCGCCGUGCCUUCUGCGCUCAUGGUCUGCAUGGAGUGGUGGUCGUUUGAGCUCCUGGUGCUGCUCUCCGGUCUUCUGGCAAAUCCCAAGCUUGAGACGGCCGUUCUGUCCAUAUGCUUGAACACAAACUCUUUCGCCUUCAUGGUGCCACUUGGACUUGGUGCUGCCAUAAGUACGCGCGUGUCGAAUGAGCUCGGAGCUGGGCGACCGCAGGCGGCACGCUUGGCGACCCGUGUUGUGAUGCUCCUGGCGUUCUUGGUAGGAACUUCAGAAGGCCUCGUGAUGGUUAUUGUGCGCAAUCUCUGGGGAUAUGCGUACAGCAAUGAGGAGGAAGUGGCAGAUUAUAUAGCUAAGAUGAUGCCUAUUCUUGCUGUGUCCAUCCUGUUCGAUGCAAUUCAGUGUGUUCUGUCAGGUGUUGUUAGGGGCUGUGGACGACAACAGAUUGGUGCUUUCAUCAACCUAGGGGCUUAUUACCUGGCUGGCAUACCUGUAGCAUUCUUUUUCGCCUUUGUCUGCCAUCUAGGAGGAAUGGGGCUAUGGUUUGGAAUAUUGUGCGGAUUAGUGGUGCAGAUGCUUUUGCUUCUCACCAUCACCUUGUGCACCAACUGGGAUAAAGAAGCACUGAAGGCGAAGGAUAGAGUUUGCAGUUCUUCACUUCCUAAAGACUUGGCAACAUGAGGUUACAUCAACAGAAGAGCAAAUGCAUGCAGUUUUAUUGGAUGCGAAGUAUUACAAAUAAAUUGUUUUUGGUACCCUUGGCAGAAUCAAUGAAUGCCUGAGUUUUGAUAGUUUGAGUUAGCUAGCCUAGGUAUGAUUUUUGUAACGCGCAAAAACCUAUCAGAUCUUGUAUUACACAUUCUAGAUAUAACAAAUAUUAGUGUUUCCUCUUGACCAUUAAUUUUCAGAACGAAAAUUAAAUAUAACGGCAACAGCAUUGUUCUUGUCAAUGCAGCAGGCCAUUGUCAAGCA